AUGUCGUAUUCCGGCCGCCCACUCCCCUCCCAUCUGCGAAACCCAUCAUCUUCUCUCGGUGGUUCACAACGCGAUUCUCCCAUACUAGCUGCCCGCAUCGCAGAGAAGAAGGCCGAGCUCGCAAAUCUUAAGGAGCUGCAAGCGCUGAGUGCAGGACUGGCGGACCAGAUGCAAACUCUGGCUGAUAAACUUGAUACCUUAUCAGAUGGCACAGAAGCCGUCGCAGCAGUCCUGUCAAAUUGGCACAAUGUACUUCGUGCCAUUAACAUGGCGUCAACGAAAUUACCAAAGCCCAAGGAAGAAGACGACGGAACCAAGGAUAACAGUUCCGGACUGCCACUCCCACAGACCCUUGUUCGCAUCCCAACGCAGCAUGCCCCCGCGCUCAUGUCGCAACCUACAUCUGGAAGCGCUCCCGAAUGA
Molecule: messenger RNA, 423 nt
Organism: Aaosphaeria arxii CBS 175.79
Lineage: Eukaryota; Fungi; Ascomycota; Dothideomycetes; Pleosporales
Exons: 3
Coding region: 1-423 (140 amino acids)
Biological process (GO): mitotic cell cycle; attachment of spindle microtubules to kinetochore
Cellular component (GO): mitotic spindle; mitotic spindle midzone; mitotic spindle pole body
Source: RefSeq, a predicted model, not a curated record